Mercurialis annua (annual mercury) is the source of this 1151-nucleotide messenger RNA. Its product is annotated as cyclin-dependent protein kinase inhibitor SMR14. Gene Ontology annotation, biological process: regulation of DNA endoreduplication. NCBI's taxonomy places the organism in Eukaryota, Viridiplantae, Streptophyta, Magnoliopsida, Malpighiales, Euphorbiaceae. The record is from RefSeq and is a predicted model, not a curated record. The transcript has a single exon. Bases 418 to 981 code for a protein of 187 amino acids.
GAUGUGAAUAAAUGUUGGAUAUUUGUUGCAUUGGAUCCUUCGCCCUUCUUCAAAACACCCUCUUCAUUCUCUCUCUCUCUCUCUAUCACCAAGAAAAACCACACUUCAAUAGCUAAAAUCCAACAAAGAAACUUAAAAGAAAAUUUAAAGAAACUUAAAUGAAACCUAUUUUUUUCCUCUAUAUCAACUAUUUCUUCCCCAUUCUUUAAUGCCUCCAUCUCUACAUCUAUAAACUAGUCCUUACUCUUUACUAUACCUCUUCUUGUUUUGCUUCAUUUAUAGUUCAUUCUCUUCUCCCUUUUUCUUUUCCUCCAAUAAUUUAUUUUGUCUUCUUCAUCCAAUAAUUUGCAUAGCAUAUACAAUAAUUCUCUUGGUUCUUGGUCUUUUUUUAUAUUUCAUUUCUUGAUUCAUAUCUUCAUGUUUUCCCAAUUAACAUUCAUGGGGGUUUCAAAUUCUGAUAUGUUAUUAUCGGAAAAAGAUUUGAACUCCAUGGAAUUCAAUUUCAUCGUACGACCCGCAUUAGAAUUCGAAGAUGAAUGCGAUAUUGCUCCCGAAGAGCUUCACGAAGAGGACGAUGACGAUGAAGAAGAAGACUUGCAAGCGCGCGAGCGACAACAACGUAAAGAAAAUCACCAAGAAGAAAAAGAUAAUAAUAAUAAUAAUAAUAAUGAUAAGUGCAAGUUCUUGAUUUCUAGUUUGAAUUUAAAAUUGCCAUCUUUAGAAGAAUUCAAGAUUCAAGAACAAGAUGUUGAUGCAGGAUUCAAGACUCCGACAUCUUUGAAUCAGAAAAUUCCAGUGAUUCGUUCAUGUCCACCUGCACCAAGAAAACCUAAAUCUCUUCCAUCAAAUAAAAGAAAAUCAUUGGCUAGAAGAGUUUUACUUGAUCUAUCUAAUGAGAUUGAAUCUUUAUUUCCUGCAAAUGUUCUUGCUGAUCUUGGUGCAAAGAUUAAGAAAGUUAGACAAGAAAAUGACACCAAAUGAGAGGGUAGCCGAACUUCCAAUUAUAUGUAUCUUUGUAUGAAGUUAGUUUAUUAUAGUUAUGUAUCUUCUUUAUCAUUUCUUUGUUGCUUGCAGCAAAAAAAUUCCAAAAACACAAAAAAAAAAAUGAGUUUUUGUUCAUAAUUAAUUUAGUAUUAAUUUCUUUACAUUAA